AUGCCAACUAUUUGGUCUAUCAAAGCUAGACCAAUUUUAGAGCAAAUUACCCCACUAAGUGAAAGUAUGAAACACAAGACAAUUGGUGUUAUUGGAAGUGCUGGAAGUGAUAAAUCAUCUUUUCUUAAUUCUAUCCUCAGUGAUGAAUUAUUACCAAAUGAUCGCAGGGAGAGUUGUAUAGAAUCAAUUUCAGUGUUAUCAUCUUGGAAUCAAGCAUAUUAUGAGUUAAUAGUAUUUUUCAAUCCGAAAGAUCAGUGGAAGAUGGAAUCGAAAUAUGUACAAGAAACAAUAAAAGCAGCGGAACGCGACGGAGAGAUAGUACCUUCAGAUGAAUACAACACCUCUCGAUACACUAAAGAAUAUGAAGUAUAUUUGGCUAAUGGAUUACAAACAUGUAAAGAUCAACGGUAUCAGUUUGCCAGCAUGAAAGGUCGAUGGUGGCCUCCCGUUGAUAAGAUAUAUAUUUAUGGUCCAUUCAAGAACAUAAAUAGUGAUACGACUCUAUUUGAUAGACCUGGUUAUGAUGAUGGUUUUGAAGCGAUGACAAUUCGAGCAAAUGAAGCUGCUGUAAUUUGUGACCAAUUAGUCCGAAUUAUUCGAGGCGAUGGCCGUGAUCCUCUUACGUCUAGUAGUUUUCUCAAAGGUUUACUUCAAUCAUCGACUUCAAGAAAACAUUUAUGCUUAGUCAUAGCAUAUUACAAUCUUAUUGUAGAAGAAAACAAAAACGUAAAUGAUGAGAGUGAGCUGCAACCAUCACGAGAAAAAUGUCGGAAAACGUUCUUAGCAUCAGUAGAACAAUGGAAGUUAUACCUAGAAAAUGAUUGCAAGAAAAUCUGGGAUAGUUAUUAUUGGCCAAUUUUACAGAGAGUUUCUCCGAAAAUAAAUCCUGGUCAAUACAAGACAAAAAACUAUCAAUCGUUACGAUCAAAUCUGAGAGAUAAAUCUAAUGAUAUAGCGAACGAUUUAAGUCGAGCUAUAAUAGACACAAUUAGGAUAGCGGAACUGCCCAAUAGUGAUUUUUUUCUUCAUAGUCUAAUACAUAUUGAUAAAUUACAACUUAUUUUCGAUGAUUUUUUCCAAAUAUGCAAAGAAAAACUGAGACAGAAACAAGCGGAACAUCUUUAUUCAACAGUUGAUCAAUAUGCUGCUAAAGUUCAAUAUCAUAUUAAUUUAUUUGUACAAUCAAUUAGUCGUCAACUUGAUUCUAUUAAGUAUCGUAUAAUGUUCUGUUUGCAGAAGGCGAUAACAGAAACAAUGCAUAAUAGAUUAUGGAUUAGUGAAAAUCUUCAAAGUGCAACUGGUGAUGGAACAAAACAAAAAUAUUUAUCUAGCUUAUGA
Molecule: messenger RNA, 1338 nt
Organism: Adineta ricciae
Lineage: Eukaryota; Metazoa; Rotifera; Eurotatoria; Adinetida; Adinetidae
Source: the annotation of a GenBank genome assembly